AUCAUAAAAAUUAUAAGAGUAAGCCAUUAAAAAAUGAGAUUCGGAAAUCGCGGAAACUAGAUUAUUUGAUCAUGGUGCGCCAUUCAGAGUAUUGAAAACAAGCUAAUAUUCAUAUAUAUAUGGAUCGUGGGACGAAAUAAAUACAUGAUAGUGCAAAGAGGUGGAGCACUUAUUUAUGAAUAAUUUCUGAAUCAUGAGUCAUGGCUGUUAUGGAACCUCAUUUAACUAAUCUAAGCGAUUAAUGUGGUAAUAUUAUAAUCUCAGAUUGAUCGAUCGCCGCUCCACAUCUAUUAUUAAUUAUUCUAUAUUAUACAUUUUUCAUUACUCAAAAAAAAAAAAAAAAAAAAAAAAGUUCCUUAAUUCUAUAAAUAGGUCGAUAGUCUGGUGAAGAACUCAUCAACAAUAAUUAAACUUGCAAAUCUUGAGUAACGAGUUGUUUUUGUGUAAGUACGUAGUGUUAUAAUCAACUACGACUUUACUCAUUUGGUAGACUACACUUGACCCCAAAAAAAUCCGCUGUUGACUAUGGAAACUACUGUGGACCAAAACUCAGCCACAAUCUUGUCACUAUGGCAUUGCAUAUUCGCGGUUUCAGCAAACAAGGAUGCGAAGAAAGGAGAGCCGCUGAAGCAGGAAAAUGCGCAGGCAUUGAUAGACAUCUACCCUCACAUGAAAAAUCUGCGUUUGGCGAAUCACGGGAUCGACAACCCGGCUUUGAUUAGCAUCCCUGAAAUAGCAAACCCUUCAAUGCUAUCCUCUCUGGAAUGUCGAAAGAGAAAUGGGUCGAAGAGUUUUGCUCGUUUAUGCGAGAAGUAGUUACUAUGCGAGAUGAACUCAAGGGUCUUAAGGAGCGCCUUCAUAGCAUCGACUUAAGCAAUCCUAGUACUUUGUUAAAUGAUAACAAACCCAAAGAUAUAAUCACAUUACUUACUCUUUGGUAUUGGUUAGCAGCUUGGUCUUCCCUCGACCAACCGAAAGAUUGUUGUGCUAAAGAUGAGUUCAUUCAGGCCAUGGAGGUUCAGAGCAAAGCGUUGGGAUUUCUUAUGGUUAAAAUUACCCCAAUUGACCCCAUUGAGCAACAAGAGCUCCAAAUUCUCCUCUCAAAGUUACUUCAAAUGUUGAAAUUGGACUAUCAACUUUGGAUGGAUUCCUUGAAUCACUGGAUUGGUACAUUGACAUUGCAGCCAUCUAAAGCAGCAGAAGCAUAUGAACCUAUUGUGACUUCACCGACACAUUGGAAAUCAUUUAAUAGCACAUACAACAACACACCGUAUAUAAGUUUUGUUUCAAAAGUUGGAAAAGAAGUAGUUGAAGGGAUCGUAACGACUGUGAUCCAGGAAGGUGGUAAGUUAAUUUACGAAAAAAGGGAAGAAAUUUUGGAGAAACUAAAAGAAAUGGGUAAUGAUGUUGCAGAUAUUGCCGACAAAGAGUUUAAUAAUUUUGUUAAAGAAAUAAAUGGUCUAGUGGAUGUAACAAAGAAGGGAAUGGAAGAACUAGGUGCUGGUAUAGAGGAAGCAGUGAAAAAAUCCGUGGAGGAAUUGGAAUGUUUCGGAGGAAAGGUAUGGGAUGAAUUGCAAAAGGUUGGGGACGCACUCAAAGAUGCUACUGAUAAGGUUGGAGACGCACUCAAAGAGGGAGCGAAAGAAGUGGAAGAUUUUGCUGAUCGAGUGUGGAAAGGACUGGGAAGCUUUCUAGGAUUCUGAGGUACAGUGAGCAUCCCAAAUACCCUUUAAUUUUGUGUACCUUACAUCCCGGUGUAUGUAAAAAUGGAGGGAGAUGAAAGUUUGGGCAAGAUGGUACCAACGGUAAUUAUUAUGGACGAAUGUUAAAAAAAAAA
Messenger RNA from Chenopodium quinoa (quinoa), 1837 nucleotides. RefSeq lists its product as uncharacterized. Lineage: Eukaryota; Viridiplantae; Streptophyta; Magnoliopsida; Caryophyllales; Amaranthaceae. The coding region runs from base 765 to 1703 and encodes 312 amino acids. The transcript has 3 exons. The record is from RefSeq and is a predicted model, not a curated record.